AGCAGUAACGUGGACGCGUUACUAUGACAGCAGCAAUAAACCCGAAAUGUCCGUUACCACUGCCAACCGCAGAGCCGCCGAGGAGCUUUGGUCACUGCAUGGUAACUGAUUUUAAAACAACAAAAACAAAAACUAGAAAUAUAUUUAAUCUAUCUUUUUUUAAGACAUGGCAUCUUCGCAGAGAAACCAGGAAUACGUCAAGCCGAUCAUUACAAACACCAAACAGGACAUGGAUGACGUCCACCAAGCAUUGGAAAAGCUAAGGGGACUAUCUCAGAAGGAGCGGACAGAGGAAGGGAUGCUGCGCUCCAGAAUAGAUGAACAGUCUAGUCUGAUCUGCAUGCUGAAGCAGCGGGCUGAUGACAUGCUGCUUCGCUGUCAGGCUCUAGAGCGUGUCAACACCGAGCUGCAGAACCUACGAGUCAACGUGCAAAUGGAGCUGCAGAAUGAACGGGAGAAAUCAGAGCAGCUGGAGCAGAGGUUCAUGGACCUUGCAGCAAAUCACACAGAGCUGAUCAACUUCAAAGAUGAAUACAAGCGGAAGAAUACCGAACUGAUAAAGGAGAACAAGAGACUACGAGAGGAGAAUGAAAAGUUGUUCAGCAAAGAGCUGCAGGAUAAAGAGGAAACCAUUCACAAACUCUCCCAAGAGUUGAGUGACCUCAGAGAAAAACACAGACACUCAGAAAAUGAAUACCAGGAUAAAGCAACUGUUUCUCAGAUGAAACUUAAAGAGUUAAUGGAUGUCCAUCAGAAUAAAGAGGCCUCUUUGCAAGAUAAAUUACACAACACUCAGAAAGAGCUAAAGACUGCAGUGGACAUGCAUGCAGAAAUGGUUUUAAAACUUAAGCAAAGCCAGGAAAGAGGGACAAUGAAAGAAAGAGAGACAGAAGAGAGGUUUGAAGCACUUACAAAGGAGAAGGAUGAACUACUGGAACUGUCCAUGCAAAGAGGGAAAAUUAUACAGGAUAAACAAGAGGAAAUUCAAGAGUUAGAAAAGAAGAAGACUGCGGCAGAAAAUGCUAGACAGGAAGCAGAGGAUAGGUUUGAAAGAGAAGCUGCUGCAGUGAAUGCAGAACUGAGAGUAAAGCAGCUUCAGCAUGCCCUCGACAAAUCAGAGAGGACAUGCACUGAUCUGAAGAAGGAGUUCGAGACAUAUAAAAAGUACAUCAAUGACUUGCUGGCACAGGAAAAGGAGUUAAAUGCCAAACUUCGCCACAUGAUCAACUGAGCUACAUGUUCCAGCUACAUUUUUCUAAACUCAUCCAUUUUUUUGUCAUGAAAGUGUGUGUGUGUGUGUGUGUGUGUGUGUGUGUGUGUGUGUGUGUGUGUGUGUGAGGGAGAUAUCUGUAAAAGCAGUAUUACAUUGAUGAGACCUGAUACCGUUAAUCUCCACUAGAGGGCAAUAACACUGUUUAUUCAACAGUAAUGACUUUGUGUUUAGGUCACAGUUUAAGUAAAACCUUAUAUGUGUGUAUAAUCUAUCAAAUAAUAAGCCUAACAUCGCUUUGCCAUUCGACAGGAGAUUUAGAAAAGUCAUAUGGUGCAGAUCAAACGAUAAACCCACACACUAAACUUCAUGCGAAGUGCCAUGAACAGUUAGACAGUUAAUUUAGGGGGAAAUAUAAGAUUAAUGGUAAAAUGUUAAAUGGUCUGCACUUAUAUAGCGCUUUUAUCCAAAGCGCUUUACACUGUGUCUCAUUCACCCAUUCACACACACACUCAUACACACCAAUGGUAUCAGAGCUGCCAUGCAAGGCACUAACUUGCCACCGGGAACAACUUGGGGUUCAGUGUCUUGCUCAAGGACACUUCGGCAUGUGGAGUCAUGUGGGCCGGGAACUGAACCGCCAACCCUAAGAUUAGUGGACAACCCGCUCUACUACCUGAGCCACAGCCGCCCAUUAAAUUAGCUAGCUUGCUUUAUUAAUACAAUAAACUGUGUUUUUCAGAUGGAGGUGGAGUUUUUUUAAUCAAUAGUUAUAUUUUCUGGACAGUCAUAGCAUCUAUCCAUCCAUCCAUUUUCCAUACCGCUUAUCCUACACAGGGUCGAAACCAGAGUACCCGGAGGAAACCCCAAAGCACUGGGGGAACAAGCAAACCCCAUGCACACAGGGCGGAAGCAGGAAUUGAACCCCCAAAGGUGCGAGGCAAAAAUGCUAACCACUAAGCCACCGGACUCCCCUAUUAUAAUAUUAAGAAUAUUUAGGAUAAUUAUACUAUUUAUAGAAAACAACCAUACUAAUGUCAGUCUAUGGUAGAAUAAACAAAUUAAUGUUUAAACAGAUGACCACAACAAUUUCCUGCUGUAUGGAAAAAUGCAUCGCUUAAAGACUGUAGUCUUGUUUGGUAAUUUCAGUGUAAUUUCCAGUCUAAUAUCUAGGCAGGUACCUCAAAAUACAGAGAACCGCACGGUAGUCAUUUUGUCUUAAAGUUUAUCCUUUAUUAUGAGGAACAUCUGGAUGCAUUCACAGCAUUCAAACUUUUGCUCAGCAUCCCCAUAAUUAUUAAAAUGCCUUAUUGUUGUUAAUAAACAUAAACAUUCAUUUAGAAAUUUUUAAUGACUUCAGCAUUUUACUUUUUAUAGUAUUGUCAAAUAUCAAAAUGGGCAAAAAGAAAAACAAAACCCCACCAAAUAAAUGCAUGUGUCAGUCAUUAUUCAGUGUUGUUUUUAGUAAGCGCUGCAUCUGUCUUAUAUCUAUAUACUACUUAGUGUGCUAUCAUCAUUUUUGACUGCUUAUGACUUUUCUAUGUUAGUGACUGGCACACCUGCAGCUCAGUUAUUUACAACCAAACCUCUUUCAAGUGUUUCCUCAGUAUUUCAACAAUGUGUUGAAAAGCCACCAGCAAGGUGUGUGAGUGUUUUCUUAGGAGCAUAAGUGCACAGCAGUUGCUGUCGAAUAUACUGCGUCAAGUUCAGGCAGGUUUGUCUCUGCAGCAUGAUUGGCUUUUCAGCCUGCCCUUUACUCCUUUCACCUCUCACUGGAUACUCUAAAGCCAUCAAUUCCACCUGACCUCUGUGGCCAUCUGUUCCUCAAAAAUCCUAAGAAUGGCUUAUAUUGCCCUGACAUAUGAAUUAGUGAACCUGCUUAGGCUUUCUUUAAUUGAUAAUGCAUAUGGCAUGAAUGAAUUUCUCUUGUUUUUGAUGCUAUGUGUGUUUCUUCUGAUUUCUGAAUAACAGCUUGUAUUAUAAUAGAUAAUAUAAUACUAUAAUAGAUAAUAUUUGUUAGUGUGUGUGUGCUUGUUUUAAUGGAAAUUGUAGGGGAAAAUAAUAAA
Messenger RNA from Ictalurus punctatus (channel catfish), 3276 nucleotides. Its product is annotated as coiled-coil domain-containing protein 89. The coding region runs from base 167 to 1231 and encodes 354 amino acids. The record is from RefSeq and is a predicted model, not a curated record. NCBI's taxonomy places the organism in Eukaryota, Metazoa, Chordata, Actinopteri, Siluriformes, Ictaluridae. The transcript is spliced from 7 exons.